Myripristis murdjan (pinecone soldierfish) is the source of this 4616-nucleotide messenger RNA. It is a transcript of the gene rnf31, whose product is annotated as ring finger protein 31. Gene Ontology annotation, biological process: protein linear polyubiquitination. The record is from RefSeq and is a predicted model, not a curated record. Gene Ontology annotation, cellular component: LUBAC complex. Gene Ontology annotation, molecular function: zinc ion binding; K48-linked polyubiquitin modification-dependent protein binding; ubiquitin protein ligase activity. Bases 221 to 3499 code for a protein of 1092 amino acids. The transcript is spliced from 24 exons. NCBI's taxonomy places the organism in Eukaryota, Metazoa, Chordata, Actinopteri, Holocentriformes, Holocentridae.
CGGUGUGUGGCAGCCUUGUUGACAGUUGCUGGCUCAGCUGCUCCGCGGUGCCGCUGAGCUCGGCUGCGGGGCUCGGCUGGGGCGCCACCGGGGGAUCACUGCGGGACCUGUCCGACCGUGAAACACCGCUCCCACAGCGUCUGCGUGACAGAGGCGUUUCAUUUUAGGGAUGGACGUGGGAGAAGGAGUUGACUGGUGAUUUGUUCCUGCACGCGAGAGGAUGGCAUCUUUAUCAGAGCAGCUGCAGGAGAUUCGGAGUCAGGCUGAAGUCUGUCUCUACUCUGGUGGCACGGUGGUUGAGGUUCGGGCUGGGGUGAUGGCCAUGGCUAACCUCCCCUUGCCGCCCUGCUCCAAAUACCGCCACAUUGCUGCCGAGAACAUGAUCAUAGAAAACAGCUUCGGCAGCAACAGGAAAGAGACUCUUGCAUCCCUCCAGCGCUUGUCUACAGCGCUGAACAUCCUGGAGAAGUAUGGCUGUAACUUGACCAACCCCAACAGGCCCAAGUACUGGCGGACUGUCAAACACAACAAUCCAGUGUUCAGAGCCACGGUUGAUGCUAUUCAGGGAGGACGGGCUGUUCUCUGUCUUUAUGGUUACUCCAAUCAGCAACCAGAUGGACUCAGCUUCCCUGAUGAUGUCAUGGAGCCUGAUGUGGGCCAGGUGGCCACAAUAACCCUGGAGGUGAUGAGCCUGAGGAUGGAGCUGGACAUGCUCAUCAAGGAGGCUCAUCCUCACCCCGAGUUCUAUGAGAGAAUCAUUCCUACUCUGAGACACAAGGAUGUCGGUCUCAACACCGAUGCUGUGGUCUAUCCCUCUUCUUCUUCCUCCUCCUCCUCAUCCUCCUCCUCUUCAGGUUAUAGGGAGGGCCAGGCAAAGUCUCUGUCCUUCCCAAAAGAGAGCAGCCAUGGUCCUUCCCUGUCCUCAGCCCACCAGAGUCACAGAUCCAUCCAGGCCUCCACCUCCUUGUGCUCAACCAAACACCCAGAGAACUGUACUAUCUGUGGGAUAUUCCCUGUCUCCGUCCUCUGCCCGACCUGUGUCCAAUGGCUGUGCUCGGAAUGUGACAGACUGUACCACUCCUACCCCGAGAGAGCCAAUCACCAUCGAACCGCUGUGACAUCAUCCAAAAGCAGGAAGACCCACAGUUCAUCUUCCUGGCGUUGCCUUCACUGCACUAAAGUCAACACCAUCCAGGAUGUGCUGUGUGAGGUGUGUGAGCGCCCCCGAUUGGCGUCAGCCAGCUCUGCAGCAGACGAGUCCCAGCCAGCGACCAUCACUGAGUGGCAGUGUAGGAGCUGUACUGUGGUGAAUGCAGCCAGCAGUAUUCUGUGUGAGGUGUGUGAACGGCCUCGUCUGGCCACACGACCUCCUGUUACGCCAACACACCCACCGGUCACCCCCCCCAGACCGCCAGCGCCUGUACUGGGCAUGCCCGGUGACCCCGACAGCCAGUGGGUGUGUCAGUUCUGCACAUAUGUCAACUAUUCUCCAGCUACAGUCUGCGAGAUGUGUGACCUGGCUCGUCCAGAACCCGCACCUCUGCCUGCCAAGCUCCGCCCCCCCUCGCCCGUCAGAAGGGUCCCGGCCCUGCCAAUCAAACCCAAAAACCCUCCCCCAGAGGAUCCUGAUGCACGGAGACAGAGGCUAAUGAAGGAGGAGGGGCUCAAGCUGAUUCAGUUAAUUAGGGAUGGGGAGAAGAAAGGAGUUAGCCCAGAGGAGGUGUACACAGGCAUGCGGGUGGCUGGGGACACUAGCAUCCUGCCCUGGGAAUGGUUGAAAGCAGAGCUGCCUCUGCUGCUGGACCAGAUCUGUGUGUUGGCGGCAUCUUCCUCAGUUGAUUCUGCAACGAACAAGGCCACAACCGAGCACACAAACGGACCAUGUGAAUGUCCCACUGAGGAUGCUGGGAAGGAGGUCAGCCCUGGGGAGAAAGGAGGUGUGGUACAGCUGUCCAGAGCAGAGGCCAAGCAGGCGUGGUUGACAGCAGGGGGCGACACUGAGAGAGCUGCCAGACAGGCUCUCAGAGACCGACACGCCAAGGUGAAGGAACUGUGUUCACUGGGGUUCGAUGAUGAGUCCCGAUGUCAUGAGGUUUUGAAGCAGAGCGGUGGUGAGGUGAGGGGGGCCCUGGCCUUGCUGCAAAGGCCCCUCCUGGAGCCAUUCCACCAGCGCAUGUGGUGUGACAAACCGGAGCCUCCCAUAGACAUCCAUUACCCCGACAAACAGCGCAUAUGUCGGAGGCUACUCGCUGUGUACGACCUUCCUAGCUGGGGUCGCUGUGAGCUGGCGCUGUCCCUGCUGCUGGAACGUAAUGCCCCCUACUCCCUGGAGGACGUAGUGCAGGCUGUACGGGAGUCCCACGACAGGGAGUUCAUCAAGAGAGUCCUGGCAAAAGAAUGUCCCAUAUGUCUCUCUGUCUUCCCUCAUAAUAAGAUGCAGUCUCUGACGUCCUGCCAGUGUUCGGUGUGCUGCGGUUGUUUCCAGCAGCACUUCACCAUCGCUGUGAGGGACAAACACAUCCGAGACAUGGUCUGUCCAGUCUGCUGGGAACCCGACAUCAACGACCCUGAGCACCUCAACAGCUACUUCUCCACCCUGGACAUCCAGCUGCGAGAGUGCCUGGAGCCAGAGGUUUAUGAGCUCUUCCAUAACAAGCUGACAGAGCAAGCUCUCAUCAAGGACCCCAAGUUCCUCUGGUGCAGUCACUGUUCAUAUGGAUUCAUCUACGAUGGAGACCAGCUCAAGGUCACCUGCUUCCAGUGUCGCAACAGUUUCUGCGCUCAGUGUAAAAAACCUUGGGAGUCUCAGCAUGCAGGUCUGUCUUGUGAACAGUACCAGUCAUGGAAGAGGGAGAACGAUCCAGAGUACCAGAGGCAGGGACUGGCUGGAUACCUUCGAGACAAUGGCAUCACUUGUCCUAACUGUCGUUUCCAGUAUGCACUUUCUAAAGGAGGCUGCAUGCACUUCUGCUGCUCUCAGUGUCGCUACCAGUUCUGCAGUGGCUGCAACAACCCUUUCCACACCACCUGUGCGGUGGACCAGUGCAGUGUAUCUGGAUUACAUGCUCACCAUCCCAGAGACUGUCUCUUCUAUUUGAGGGACUGGGAGCCUGGCAGGCUGCAGGCUUUAUUGCAGAACAACGGCGUGGCCUUCAACACUGAACCUCCACCUGGGACACAGACAGGUCUGUGUGGAGUGCUGGAGCAAAAGGAUGAAGGAGGCCAGCAGUCAGAUUCAGCCUGUGGAGCUCAAACUCAACCUGGACAUGCUGGCCUCUGCGAGAAGCACUACCGGGAGUACCUGGUCAGCCUGAUCAAUGGCCACUCCAUCGACCCAGCACCCCUCUUCAAUGCCAAUGAGCUGAUACUGGCCUGCAGGAGGUACCAAGUAGACGACACACGGGGCGACAGGGAGGACGACUUCACCUUCUACAGCCGACUGCUAGAGAAACUGAUGGAUGAAGUUCCACUGGGCGAUAAGGUUCCACGCAAGAAAUGAGGACAAAACAUGUUCCCUCUGGAUUUUAGUUUGUAGUGACCCUUCAAUUUAUAAAAAUGUAAAAACUGACCAUUUCAAUUGUAAAUGUGACCUGAGUCCACAUGGCGGUGAAAUCCCCUCAUCAGCUGCUCUGUGCUCCCCUGGACUGAUAAUCCACUACUGGAUUUGUGUCACUCCAUUCACUUCCAUAGCGUCCCAAAACAAGGUUUUUAGAGCACCAAUAAAUGUAAUCAGGUGGAAUAUACCAAUAUAAAAAAACUCCCACUACCCAUUUUUUGAGGAAAUUAAGUGUGUCUUUUCUUGUUAUUUUCCUUUUUGAAUUGGAAAGUAGAUCCGACAGGUAGCGUCUGCAGCAAACUUCUGGGAACUUUGUUUAUUCCUAAACUGAUGAAUAACAUGUUGGAGUGGAGCCCUCAAACUGUGUGAAGGUUAGUCAGCCGAACGAGGCCGGGCAGCCAAUAGAUUUGUUGCUUUCAUUAAUGAAAAUGUUGGUUGUAAACUCAGCUGAGCACGGGGUACACUGCCCCAUCAGAGACAGCCACCCUUCACACAAAAAGUUCAUCAUGACUAGUUUGUGUGUCCAUGUAUUGAUUCCAACAGAGAGGUUUUUAUUCAACUUCUGAGGCGUUUCCAGUUGCCUAAGACAGAAAAAAAAAAAAAAAAAAUCUGGGUCAAUCAGUGCCCCACACUAUCAUAUAUUUAAUGCUACUGCCAUAUCUUGAAUUGUUUUGUAUAUUUCUCAUUUUGUUUUAUUUAUUUUGCAGUAGUAAAAUGCUAUAUGUAUUUUGUAAUGUUUGCCAUGUGUGAAUGUAAAUGUAAAUGUUAGUUUUGAUUACUGCUUGUGACGUUCAAAAGGAUUACAGCCUGCAGCUGCAUGUUUUAGCCUGCUGAAUCUUAAGUAUUGUGGAAUGAACUUUUCAAUGUUAGUGAGCUGCAGUCCAGAUUUUAUUUGAGCUAUAUCUAGAGUUUAUCCUCUGCAGUGGCGUAUUAGGGCCAUUGUAGGUGGGAGAAAAAAAUUAUGCGGUCAGGGAAACAGGGCGAUAGUCUUAGAAAAAAAAAAAAAAAAAACUCUGAGAAAAGUUUCUAAGAUUAAAGUCAUGAAUUUACGAGAAAAAAA